Messenger RNA from Cynoglossus semilaevis (tongue sole), 4392 nucleotides. It is a transcript of the gene vps54, whose product is annotated as VPS54 subunit of GARP complex. Gene Ontology annotation, cellular component: GARP complex. Lineage: Eukaryota; Metazoa; Chordata; Actinopteri; Pleuronectiformes; Cynoglossidae. The transcript is spliced from 24 exons. The record is from RefSeq and is a predicted model, not a curated record. The coding region runs from base 379 to 3312 and encodes 977 amino acids. Gene Ontology annotation, molecular function: syntaxin binding. Gene Ontology annotation, biological process: retrograde transport, endosome to Golgi; Golgi to vacuole transport.
UCUGCAGGAAGUUGAAGGGGCAGGACUUGAGCUGUAGCCCCGCCACCUCAGGUAGUUGCUCGAUGAGCAUGAUGGUCGUGUAACCCGUGGAGUCUGCUGUUGUGGCCCCAACUGUUGGUCGUGUGAUGGUGCAGAGACGACGCAGCAGCGGAGGAAUUUCAAACACAGGGUGAAGUGGAGAGACUUGAUCAAAAGGAUCUUGGCAGUAGUGGUGUAUUAAAGAAAAGAAAAGAGAUCUAAAAGGAGAAGAUCCUGUGUAUUGGCUGAGCUACUGGGCAUCACUUCUGGAGAUGCAUGACAGGGACUAGGUCUGGUACCACCAGAGAAGUCAACUUUUGACAGAGCAGUGUAGCCUCCUCGGAGGCGUGUCCCAAUGCUAUGGCCUCUAGCCACAGCUCCUCCCCAGUGCCUCAUCUCCACGGUAGAGGCCAAGGUGGGACUUGUCACAAAGACCAUGUUCCCUCCCCGCCUCGCCACAGGAACGUCCGUUCUCUGCCAGACGUAUGUCCCAAGGAGCCCACAGGUGAGGGGCGUCUGUGUGAUGGCCCUUCCGUGGUGGCUGAACACGACAGGUGGACGGUGUAUAACUCAAAGGUCAAUCUUCCUGCCGCGCUUAAUGACCCGCGGCUCUCCAAGCGGGAGUCGGACUUCUUCACUAAAACAUGGGGGCUGGACUUCGCUGAGACGGAGGUCAUGCCGUCCUUCUUCCUGCCCAACAUCACACAGGAACAUUUCACAGCGUACCUGCAGGAAACUGCUCAGAGAGAAAAAAUCCAUGAACGCUGCAAAGCUAUCUGUCCCAACAAAGAGGACUUGGAUGCCAUCUCCAGCAUCACCACUAAUCACGAAAAAUCCAGAGCUGAGCUGGAUCAAGUCCCAAAGAUCUUCCUGAAGCCAGACUUCGCUCUGGAGGAGCCAGCCACCUUCAGCGCCGUCCUGCCCUGGUCGCACUUCGGCGGCACGGUGGGAAAAAGCAGUCGAGAUGUGGCUUCAUCCAAACUGCUUCAGGAGAAGCUGAGUCACUACCUGGAUGUGGUGGAGGUUAGCAUUGCACGGCAGAUCUCCAUGCGUUCCGAUGCCUUCUUCCACGCCAUGUCCUCCCAGCAUGAGCUGCAGGACCGCCUUCUGGACACGCAGCAUGCCGUGGCCGUGCUGCGGGAGAAGACAGCCGCCAUGGAGCGCGUCAUGUGCCUGGGGCCCCUGAAGGCCCUACGUGCAGCCCUGACGCGUAACAACUGUGUGAAGUUGCACAACAAGUUAAAGCUGAUGGCAGCGGUGCAUCAGACACAGCCCACCGUGCAGCUGCUCCUCUCAACCUCUGAGUUUGUAGGGGCACUGGAGCUCAUCGCCACCACCAAGGAGGUGCUGCAGCAGGAACUUCAGGGAGUCCACAGUUUUAGACACCUGGGUUCACAGCUGUGUGAGCUGGAGAAACUGAUCGAUAAAAUGAUGGUGGAAGAGUUCAGCAUGUAUGCUCGUAGUGACCUGAGCCGCAGCCUGAGGGACGAACCGCAGAUUUUAGAGAAGGAUCGCCUGGAGUCACUGGCGUUUGGACUGCUGAGACAGAGGAAGCUGGACUUUCUGGAUAUCUACACUGAGGAGAUGAUGCAGGCAGCCAAGGCCGUGGUCACUCAGUGUGUGGCGGAAAGUCUGACCUUUAACCAGGAAGUUCACACUGAAGGUGUUGCAAGACCAGCUGAUCAGAUGCGACUGAUGGCCUUCCCUCAGUGGUUGGAGCUGCUGAAAGACAUCUUUGACAGUUUCAUUUUUUUCUUGCAGAGGAUCAAAGCCACGCUGACUGUCAUCAGAAACGUUGUUCUGGAGGUUCUGAGCUCAAGCCAGAAAAACAGGCUCCUGGGGGACAUGGGUCCAGAAUCUUCCGGUCAGGAGUCUACAGACCUGUCGCUGGUGCAAGGGGAGGCAGAGCUGGCCUACCUCACCCACGAAGGUCUGUUCAUCAGUGACGCCCUGGACCAGGCCCAGCAACGAAAACAGCAGCAGACAAUGGCCCAGGACCAGAGCUCUGUGCAGGGCUCCAGGCUCCAGCAAGGCCCCCGGUCAGAGGCCCCAUUCGGAGGAACCACAGACACCUUCGUCUGCAGAGAACAGAGCCUUGUGUCUGGAGAAAACCCCAUGCCCACAGAGCUGGAGUUGAACACUGUCAUCAACAACAUCCAGGACCUGCUGUACACGGCAUCGAACAUCAGCCACGACCGCUGUGUCAAAGUCCUUCAAGCCAGAGCCAAGGACGGCUCUCUGGAACGCCUCAGCUCAGCAGAGUUUGUGACUCUGUCUCAGGCAGUGGAAGCUUUUGUCAGGGAUACAGAGGAGCUUUGCUGCAGGCGAAGUGUCUCUCUAAGGGGGGCGCUGCAGAGCCAGGCCAACCGCUUUGUUCACCGCUUUCAUGAAGAGCGCAAGACCAAACUGAGCCUCCUCCUAGAUAACGAGCGCUGGAAGCAAGCAGAGGUUCCUUCAGAGUUUCAGGACCUGGUCAACUCCAUAGCUGAGGGAAGGAUCACACUCCCAGAGAGGAAAACCGCAGGUCCAGACCAGAGGAAACCUGCCGAGUUUCUGAUCAUAGACGGGCAAAAAUACGCUGUUGUUGGGACAGUCCUGCUGCUCAUCCGGAUCUUCCUGGAAUACUGCCAGUGCGUCAAUGACAUUCCCUCUAUUGCUACAGACAUGUUGACACGGCUGUCUGAUCUCCUCAAGCACUUCAACUCUCGCAGCUGUCAGCUGGUUCUGGGAGCUGGAGCUCUGCAGGUCGUUGGCCUCAAGACCAUCACCACUAAAAACCUGGCCUUGGCGUCCCGCUGCCUACAGCUGGUGGUUCACUACAUUCCAGUCCUUAGAGCUCACUUUGAGAAAAAACUGCAGCCCAAACACUUCAGUGUUCUGCGACACUUUGACCACAUCACUAAGGACUACAACGACCACAUAUCAGAGAUUUCGUCCAAGCUGGUGGCCAUCAUGGACAGUCUCUUUGAGAAGCUGUUGUCAAAGUAUGAAGUGAAGGCCCCAAUGCCAUCGGCCUGCUUCAGAAAUGUCUGUAAACAAAUGGCCAAGAUGCAUGAAGCCAUUUCUGAACUCCUACCUGAGGAACAGAUGCAGGUGUUGUUUCUGAGAAUAAAUGCUAGUUUCAAACUUCACCUGAAAAAACAGUUGUCCCGACUGAGCGUCAUCAAUGAUGGAGGACCACAACAUGGGUUGGUGGUGGUGGAUGUGGCAUUCUACACUGAGAAUAUUCAGGUUCUGCGAAGCCUGGAGAACCUGGACCUGAACAUGGCUGAGAUCUGGGAGCAGAAGAGGUGAUGGGGUCGGAUUCUGCACGUCCAGGACUCAACCAAUCAACUAACAGGAACAGGCGCUCCGCUUCCUCUUGACAAAAGGCGCAGUCAAAGGGACCAAAAAUAAGAGGAACUGCAACCCCUCGUGGCAAUGUGCAGUCCUACGGAGACAGACACAGCAGCUCUUCAGUGGGCGUGGGCUGACAUGGAACAAACAUUGGGUUUUUGUUGUCUCUGUUGAAGGGAUUUUUUUAAAUAUUUGAUUAUUGACUGGGGAGAAAUGCAAUGAUUGGUGGAGGAAACACAUGGCUCCGCCUCCUCACUCUAAAACACUAGUAGAGUUUCAGCUACAGUGGCUGCUGCUUCUACAUCUUUACUGUGACCUUAAGUGUCCUGUGUCUUCAGUUUGUAUUUUUAACAUCUGGGAUUUCCGGCUCAGACGUUUCUAGAAAGACUGUUCUCUUACCACCUUCCUGUUUAUUCCAAUAUAAGAGCUUCUAAAUCGUCUGAAAUUCAGAAGAAAAAAAGGUGGAUUGAGGUGGAUUUUUUUUUUUAAUGUGACAAUGAUUUCACUCUGGGCUUCAAUCAAAACUUCUGCUGCAGUGUUUUAAGAAGUUCUUCAUUUUUAUGGCCACAAAAGUUUGCAAACAACUCCCUUUUCCACAACAGAAAUCUGUGAAGGGAACUGAUUUUAUUUUCCAUUCCAAUGAGUCAUAAAUCAGCAUCUGCACAGAUGUCUAUGAAAUCAGAUAUAUCUUUCUAUCUAUCAGUUCUGAAUCAACUUUUCUGUUGGACUGGUUUGUUUUCAAAGACGACCACCUUCCUGCAGAUCCUUCUGUUUCUGCUGUCAGUUUUAUAAACACUGUGGUCACUCUGGGCUUCUGUAGCUGAGGCUGAGCCUGGUCUCUGUGUGUCUGUGUGUGUAUUUAUGUUGUGGUGAUGCAAGCACAGCAUCAGAAGUGCCUUUAUUUAAUUGACACAUCUGAGCUUCACUGCAGCGUGACGACCAUACUACUGUGUGUGUGUGUGAGUGAGUGAGUGAGUGAGUGAGUGUUUGUCAGUCUGGAAGAAAAACUGUCUGGAAUAAAACAUGAUGAAGGAAAAA